UGGGUAAAUAUCGCAGAGUUAUAGUAGCGGUGUCGUUGAUGCGAGACGCAUAUUAUUCAAGUCAGCUAAUAAAGUAAAAAAAAGCACCGAAGUGACAGUAUUUGACAACAUAUUCGGUUGGUGUGUCUCAGCGAAGAUUAGAUUGUCAGUGUGUAAUGUGCACAGUUGAGUGAACCAAAAGAUAGAGAAGUGACACAUUGUGGAAAACCCAGUUCCUUGCAUUUUGUAUCGCGAGCGCCACUCUUUUCUAGCUGCUGAGCCUGAAAAUUCAUUAUGAAAGUUUUUCUGAUUUAUGUGCUUUCGGCGGGCAUUUUGUUAUACGGCUGCAACUCGUGCAAAAUGCAUGGUGCAAGCAAUACGAUCGUCCAUGCUGACGCCUACGAACUCCGAUUCGAUGAAAUUUUUCAACAAUACUGGCAAAACAACCGAAUCAUCACCGAUGAAUUGAGAAACAUUCUCAAAACACCAAAGCAACCCAAUUUACAAUUGCACGGACUACCAGAUUGCAUCGCUCCGCAAACUUGCCUCACUUGCCGUGCAUUCUCAUUUUCGUUGCUAAAUUAUUACCGAAAUCAUUCCGAUCAAGAUCUAGAUGAAUAUUUAUUCGAUUUAUGCACGAUACUAGCGGAUAUACUAGGGUUCGAGUGCCGCGGCAUGAUAAAUAUUUAUUUGCCGUCCAUUAAGUAUAUUUUGAAGCAUAGCGCAAAUGAAUUGUCAUCAGAUCGGAUUUGCGGCAUCUUAUUCCAGCACAAUGAAUGUACGACGUCAAAAAAUUUGAUUGAUUUCAGCAUUCGACCGGCUCAUGAGCCGGUACUCAAGGCUCCGAAGAGGUAUAAUUUCCCUGAGUAUGGCAUGAAUUCUAGUUGGUUCUUAACCAUCGCUCACUUGAGCGAUUUCCACUACGAUCCAAAUUAUGCCGCCGGCAGCAGUUCAGAUUGCCAGGAAUUUAUUUGCUGUCGCAACACAAGCAUUGCCAAAGAAAAUUCAACACUUAAAGCCGGUUACUGGGGAGACUAUGAAGUAUGCGAUUCACCCGGUUAUCUAGCUGAAAACAUUUGCAACGAAGUAGCAGCUAAACACAAGAACAUCGAUUUAAUUUAUUAUACCGGCGAUUUUACCGAUCAUUUUAGUUGGUCGACUACGAAGUCGAGCGUAGAACACUCCAUCAAAUUUAUAACGCAACAAAUUAAAGAAAAGUUUCCAAAUAUACCCGUGGUUAUGGUGAUAGGCAAUCAUGACCUUCAUCCAAGUGAUGCAUUUGCGCCCGACUCAACGGGAGAUGAGCUGAAUUCAAAGUGGUUAUACGAAAUUGCGGCAGAUUUAUGGUCUGAUUGGCUGCCUGAAUCGGCUUUGGCAACGCUUCGUCAUGGUGGCUAUUAUACGUUCGUAUCGCGGCCGGGUUUCCGUAUAAUUGUGCUCAAUAACAAUCUAUGCUUCGUCCAUAAUAUAUGGCUUUUGUACGGUGCCGAAGAAAUGAUUGCGCAAUUGGAAUGGUUACGCGAUACGUUGAGUUUGGCUGAAACGGUUGGUGAAAAAGUGCAUAUCCUCGGUCACAUUCCACCCAAUACAGCAAGCUGCAUACGAGCAUGGAAUCGCGAAUACGAUUCGUUGGUUCGACAGUUUGCCCAUAUAAUCAGUGGUCAGUUUACUGGUCACACACACAGCGAUGAAUUCGUACUGCUAUAUUCAACGGACGAUGUGCCUGUACCAUUAAAUGUUGCUUGGGGUGGCGGUAGUGGCACCUCAUUUGUCGGAUUAAAUUCAAAUUAUCGUUUGUACACCAUCGAAAGUGACACAUUCGAAGUUGUCGAUCAGGAAACGUACAUCUUUAAUCUGACUGAGGCGAAUCUGGCACCAGUCGGCCAACCACCAAAAUGGUUUAAAGAGUAUUCGUUUCGCGAUGCAUUUGGUGUCAAUGAUUUGAGCCCAUUUUCGCUGAGUAAACUGGUCAACGGCACUUUUCGACAUGAUCGACGCCUUCUGCAUAAGUAUUGCAGUUAUAAAUACAAAUCGGCCGAUUCAAAGGUGGAAACCGGCUGUACCGAUGACAAACUGGAGGAUGUUCGUCUUACGGCGAAUGCGGACAUAGAGUAUAACUGGUUUGAAUAAGAUCACAAUCUCGUCGAAAUCAAUUGUGAAAAAAAAUUAAAAUUUCACAUUUGCAUGCUGAAUUUUUUUUCACAAAAUCAUUCGUACUCUAAGCUGUAUCCAAUAUAUUACUGUACACACUACAGUUUUACGUAACAUAUUGCGACUUUUUCAGAAAAACUGUUUUUUUCGAAAUUUGAUAUUGAAGUUUUGAGGUUUUAGAACUGGAUUUUGUUCAGUUUUUCAUGAAGAAUUUGGUGGUGGUUUCAGUUUGAAGGUUGCAUGAAGCGUUUUAAAAAAAUUGACUGGUCAAUGCUCGUUAUUAAAAUAAAAUCUUAAUAACAUAUUAUUAACAUAUUUUCGUUAAUAACUAGUCAUUUUUUCAAAACGGCUUAUCAUAAAUGAAAACUGAAACCACCACAAAAUUCGUCAUGAAAAACUGAACAAAAUCCAGUUCUAAAACCUCAAAACUUCAAUAUCAAAUUUCGAAAAAAACAGUUUUUCUGAAAAAGUCGCAAUAUGUUACGUAAAACUGUACACUCUUCAAGGUGUUUGUGAAAUUUCAUUUUAACAUUAAAAUGAUGAAAUAUACAAACGAAAAGUU
This is a messenger RNA of Sitodiplosis mosellana (orange wheat blossom midge), 2692 nucleotides long. Its product is annotated as sphingomyelin phosphodiesterase-like. Gene Ontology annotation, molecular function: acid sphingomyelin phosphodiesterase activity. Gene Ontology annotation, cellular component: lysosome. The record is from RefSeq and is a predicted model, not a curated record. Gene Ontology annotation, biological process: sphingomyelin catabolic process; ceramide biosynthetic process. The transcript has 11 exons. NCBI's taxonomy places the organism in Eukaryota, Metazoa, Arthropoda, Insecta, Diptera, Cecidomyiidae. The coding region runs from base 274 to 2109 and encodes 611 amino acids.